This is a messenger RNA of Cucumis melo (muskmelon), 2011 nucleotides long. RefSeq names its product probable hexosyltransferase MUCI70. The transcript has 6 exons. Lineage: Eukaryota; Viridiplantae; Streptophyta; Magnoliopsida; Cucurbitales; Cucurbitaceae. The coding region runs from base 484 to 1944 and encodes 486 amino acids. The record is from RefSeq and is a predicted model, not a curated record.
CACUAAAAACAACGAAAUUCAUUACACUGCCUAAAUAUUUCGUGGAUAUUUCUAUUUUCCAUCAUUUCUCUAAAAUAUUUAUGUUGAAAUAUGGAGAUUUGGGUAAGGAAAAGUUUUGGUUUUUCUCAACUUUUAGUUUUAUUUUGAAUACGCUACACUCCGAUCGGCUCAUCGACCGAACAGUACCCGCCGUUCAUAUUAUCUUCGACAUCGCCAGUCUCCCGCUCGGAACCGCCUUUUCAGAUGGCUUCUCCCUCUCUCUUAGUGUCUCCAAUCUGUUUGUUUCUGUUGGUAACCGUGAAUGUUGUCAUCUAUUUGCCCACUGUUUGAUUCUGCUCUUCAGAUCUGCCCACCGCUUCUCCCAGAUCCAAGCCCUAAAUCUGAAUCUUCUCAAUUAACUCAAUAAUUCUUGUAACAUAUCCCCUAUCCACUCUCAGUUACCAAAAUUUUUGCUCUCUGCCAUCUCUAUCACUUAUAUCUUACAUGUCCAACAAUAGCAACAGUGUAUCGAUUCCAGUUUCCGACAAUGAGUUGGACGACAUGGAAAGGAUGCGCGUUCGAGUUCGGAGGAAGCGGAAAAAACAAGGUAAUCGAGUCAAUAACGAGUUGGCUCCUCGAGUUUUUAAAAUGAUGUUGAAGUAUUGGCUUGUUGUUUUCUUCCUUCUUGCCGUUGGCUUGCUUUUGUUUGAGGCAACAAAAAUUGGUCAGAAUUCAAGGCUGGAGACGAAAUCGGAGUUUGCUGCCACAACGACGCCAAAGUUAGACGAUUCGAAACUUGAAACUGUCAAGGAGUCGGGGUUGGACAAAAAACCAGAUGGAAAUUUGAAUAGACUCGAUCCAGUUACUAGGAUGGUUAACGGAGUAAGAGAACGUUGCUUGAAAAUUCUGCCUCCGAAAGAACUUGAGCAAUUGGAUAUUCCUGUGCUAGAAGGUUCGCCAGUUCCCGAGAUUGAUGUGAACUACAUAUCUGAUAGUGACAAUUCGUUGUCAGUAGAUAAAACUUCCUUCUCACGACAAAGUAUGAAUUCAACAAGAUUUAAUCUAUUUACUGGAUACCAGACUCUCGAGCAAAGAGAAAACAGUUAUAAGGUAAAUAGAACUGUUGAGGUACAUUGCGGUUUUUACAGCGAUGAUGGGGGUUUUAAAAUUUCUAAUGAAGACAAAACUUUCAUGCGAACAUGCACCUUUGUGGUGUCGACAUGUGCAUUUGGUGGUGGAGAUGAUCUUUAUCAACCUAUUGGAAUGUCAGAGGCCUCACUUCGCAAGGUUUGCUAUGUUGCGUUUUGGGAUGAAGUCACUUUAAGUGUUCAAGAAUCAGCGGGACGUGUUAUUGGUGAGGGUGGAUUUAUUGGGAAAUGGCGUGUUGUAGUUGUGAGGGAUCUUCCCUUCGCUGAUCAAAGAUUGAAUGGCAAAAUUCCGAAGAUGUUGGGUCAUCGUCUCUUCCCUAAUGUGAAGUACUCCAUUUGGGUAGAUUCAAAGUCUCAGUUCCGGAGAGAUCCACUAGGAGUGUUUGAAGCUCUUCUUUGGCGUUCAAAUUCUGAACUUGCAAUAUCACAACAUGGAGCUCGUAGUAGUGUCUACGAUGAGGCCGGAGCUGUGGUCAAGAAACAUAAAGCCACCCCAGAAGAAGUUGAUGUGCAGAUAAAACAAUACCGUCAUGAUCAGUUCCCAGAUGACAAGAGAUUUAAUGGCCAUAAAGCCCUUGCAGAGGCGUCUGUGAUUGUUAGGGAGCACUCUCCGGUGGUGAAUCUGUUCAUGUGCCUGUGGUUUAAUGAGGUGGUGCGAUUUACUUCCAGAGAUCAACUUAGCUUUCCAUACGUUCUAUGGCGGCUAAAAGUUGUUAAGAAAAUUAAUAUGUUCCCAGUUUGCAUUCGCAAAGAUCUUGUCAAUAGUAUGGGUCACAUAAGUAAGGCUAAGCCUCUGAAUGUGAGCCGAUUAUCUUGAGAUACUUUGUCAUUCCCCACUCUUUUUGAAGCCUUCAAGCUUCGUAUUUACCUCAUUCUUUCUUUAA